Molecule: messenger RNA, 1572 nt
Organism: Manihot esculenta (cassava)
Lineage: Eukaryota; Viridiplantae; Streptophyta; Magnoliopsida; Malpighiales; Euphorbiaceae
Product: LRR repeats and ubiquitin-like domain-containing protein At2g30105
Exons: 10
Coding region: 149-1264 (371 amino acids)
Molecular function (GO): protein binding
Source: RefSeq, a predicted model, not a curated record
CUGAACUAUGACACUUUUGCGAAGUUUCGUUAAAGAAGAAGAAGAAGAAGAGAGGAGAAGAAAAGGAGAAAACGAGAAGAAAACGAGUCGCAAAUCGUCUGUGGUUAUCGGUUAACUGCUCCUAAAGAGAUUCCAAGAAACCGAAGAAAUGGAAAGUGAUGCUAGCAAUGGCAAUUUGAUAAACAUAACUGUGAAGUUCAGCGGAAGAUCCAUACCAGUCUCUGUUUCUUUGGACUCAACGAUCAAAGACUUCAAAUCUCUUCUUCAACCUCUCACCAAUGUUCUUCCUCGUGGCCAAAAGCUCAUUUUCAAGGGGAAGCUGUUGAUGGACUCCAUGACUUUAAGGCAAUCAGAGGUCACUAAUGGGGCAAAGGUCAUGCUAAUGGCCUCCCAAGGAUUGCAUCAAGGGGAUGGUCCCAUUCUAAAAGAUGCUAAAACCCGUCCCAUUUCAAGGGAUAAUCUUGCUAAUAAAAUGGUGAGUCAAAAGACUGAAUUUUCUAUAGAUAAGAACUGUUUGGAACGAUGGAAGGUCACUGGAGUUAUUGCUUUGGCUGAAUGCAAAUUGAAGGUGCUACCUGAUGAGGUGUGGGCUUGCGGACCUUCUGCUAGAGUUCUUGACAUCAGCAACAACUUCGUUCAAGAUUUACCAACCAAAAUUGGCUGUAUGAGUUCUCUGCAGAAACUGUUCCUGACGGGAAAUUGCAUGUCAGAUGAAUCUACUCAUUGGGAAGGACUAAAAUUUUUAGGCCAUCUAACAGUACUAUCUUUGAGCCAAAACUGUUUAAAGGUGUUGCCUUCUGAAUUGGGCGCUCUGAGUUCCUUGAAGCAUCUUCAUGUCUCAAACAAUAUGUUGAAUUGUCUCCCAGUUGAAAUUGGACUCCUCACUCAGCUGGAGGUUUUGAAAGCCAACAACAACAGGAUUUGCACCAUUCCAACUUCUAUAGGGGACUGCAAAUCUCUUGUUGAGGUUAAUCUUUCAUCAAAUCUUCUGACAGAGUUGCCGGAGUCAUUUAGCAAUUUGCAUAAUUUGAAGGCUUUGUACCUAGGUAACAAUGGGUUAAAGUCUCUCCCUUCUGGAUUAUUCAAGAUGUGCCUGCAACUCUCAACACUGGAUCUCCACAACACAGAAAUUACAAUGGAUAUUCUUCGUCAGCUUGAAGGAUGGGACAGUUUUGAGGAACGCCGUCGCUCAAAGCAUCAGAAGCAACUGGAUUUCAGAGUUGUGGGCUCUGCUGAAUUUGAUGAAGGCGCUGAUAAAAACUGAUGAUCUGAUUCUGGUGUUGCAUUUGACAACGGAACAAAUUAUUAGCACCAACUGGUUUUCUUACAAAUUGCCAAUAAGAAAUUGGUUAUGCUUUGAUUUAGUUGUGAGUAGCAAAGUGAGAAUGUAGAAAUGUAGUUGCAGCCACACUAAAUGGUUAACAAUCAUCCAAAAAGCCAGACAUUUUUCACACAAAGUCUCUCUAAUUUUAUUAAUCUUGUUGAGCACGAGAUCUGAUGGGAGCCGAAUGAUUCAUUGAUUUGCCAAUCUUUAAGAGGUACCCUCGUUGAAUGCAUAAUUUGUUCUUGUUA